This is a messenger RNA of Camellia sinensis, 1484 nucleotides long. The record is from RefSeq and is a predicted model, not a curated record. NCBI's taxonomy places the organism in Eukaryota, Viridiplantae, Streptophyta, Magnoliopsida, Ericales, Theaceae.
UGCCCAAACACUCUCUAGUCUUUCUCCCACGUCUACCAAACGUCUCUUAACUCCCUCUCUCCACGUUCUAUCUCAAUGUGUAAAAGAGAUGGGUGUUGUGUUCACACACUCUCUCUUUCUCUCUCUAGGUUCUCUCUCUCGAUGUGGGUUUGAUUAAUAAUACAUGUGUAAUUUAGGGUUUGAUUUCCUAUUCUUCUUCUCUCUCUAUUUUGCAAAUCGGUGGCGAAGAAAUCGAAGAUUUGUUGGAGCUAAGUGUGGGAGAAGGUGGCGGAGAAGAGGUCGGGGCAGAGGAAGGAGAGUCGAGGGAAGUCGGAAUCGGAGAAGCCCUUGGAUCUGAAGAAAUGGACGGUGGAGAGGAUUUGGGUUAGGGAUUCUGGGGAGGGAGUUCUGGUUCUGGUUUGGGGGUUGAUGAUUCCGAGGGUUUUCAGGUAGCGGAGGUUCUGGCGGUGGGACGGGAGGAACCGAAGGAGGAGAGAGAGAGGGGGAAUGGGGGUUGUGGAUGGGAGAGAGUGAGGAGGAGGAGAGUGUUGGUUUGAUGAGCAGAGAGUGAAGCAUUUCUUUGUUUUACCCCAAUUUCAAACCCCACUGCCGUCUUCAAUAACAGAGGAAAAUUCCUAGAGAUUUGACAGAGGCAUCAUUACCAGGUGCUGGAUUAUCAAUAAUCGACGCCUUUUCCAUGAUAUUUUUAUUUGGAAUGGAACUAAAUAACUAUUUUACAAUGAGCGCAUCUACAUCUGUAAUUGUUGACAAGAGUUCUGAUGGGGAAUUCUUGCGCAUUGAUUUUAAUUUUAGCUUCCCUGCACUCUCGUGUGAAUUUGCUGCUGUUGACGUGAGUGAUAUCUUGGGAACAAUAAUCCAGUCCCCUAAUCCUGGCAUUCUUUUUGGAUUGGUCAACAGAGCGGAGUUCACCACGCCCUUAACCCAGAUCCAUACAGUGGAGUCUUUGGUUCAGACAGGGAGAAGUAUGCAAGAGAUGUUGAAGAUCUCAUUACCUUUGGAACUCCAGGGCAUAGCUGGUUUUAUUUCUGAAGCCAUACAGGGAGUGGGUGGAAUUAUUGAAUUGGCCCCAGGUUACUUCCUGCCGUAUACAGCAGUAUUAAGAAAGUAGGAGGGCUUUGUAUUGCCGAUGAGGUUCAAUCUGGGUUUGCUCACACUGGGAGCCAUUUUUGGGGAUUUGAGACCCAAGGCAUUGUGCUUGACAUAGUGACAAUGGCAAAGGUGAACAAGCUUCAUGAAGUGUGUUGAAGAUUUCAUAGCUAGGGUUUAUCUGCAACUUAACAAGAUUUUUCAAUGCUCAGUGGCUUCGAUUUCUCAAUCUCAAACCUCUAGUGGUCUUCUUUUACUGCGAGUAGUAACACAAGUGAUGAAGACUAAAGAAUUCCUCAACUAAGCAGUGAGUCAACAACCAGGUAAUUUCAGUUAUCACUCAAGAAUUCCUUCACUUAUGUUGCUGCCAUUGCUUGGAAAUGGAGACUAAAUUGGGC